AAAUCUGAAUACCUCCGACAUCAAAUAUUUAAAUCUGAAUACCUCCGACAUCAAAUAUUUAAAUCUGAAUAUUCCCGACAUCAAAUAUUUAAAUUUGAAUACCUCCGACAUCGAAUAUUUAAAUUUGAAUACAUCCGACAUCAAAUAUUUAAAUUUGAAUACAUUCGACAUCAAAUAUUUAAAUUUGAAUACAUCCGACAUCAAAUAUUUAGAUUUGAACAUUCCCAACAUCAGUAUAUA
Messenger RNA from Lottia gigantea (owl limpet), 240 nucleotides. RefSeq lists its product as hypothetical. The transcript has a single exon. Lineage: Eukaryota; Metazoa; Mollusca; Gastropoda; Lottiidae. The record is from RefSeq and is a predicted model, not a curated record. The annotation marks the transcript as partial.